Molecule: messenger RNA, 1788 nt
Organism: Haemonchus placei
Lineage: Eukaryota; Metazoa; Nematoda; Chromadorea; Rhabditida; Trichostrongylidae
Source: the annotation of a GenBank genome assembly
AUGCCUGGAGCUGAAUUUAUUCGAGUAACUGCAAGGGUGCGUCCAUCGGCUUCUUCUAGAGCCCAGGAGAGAAUAACUAACGUACUCGAUGACAAGAAUCUAUGCUUCGAUCCACGUAAUCCAAGAAACUUCACAUUUGAUGCUGUUUUCAACGAAACUGUCACUCAGGAAGAAGUUUUUGAAAGAGUGGCCGGUCACAUCAUCGACGGUUGUGUAAAUGGUUUUAACGGAACGAUAUUCGCAUAUGGACAAACUGGCUCUGGAAAGACACACACGAUGCUGGGGCCCUCUCAAAUCGAGAACUUUCUCCUGAGUCCUGAGCAUAGGGGACUCAUUCCUAGGGCAUGUGACGCGCUCUUCACGAAGCUGUGUACUAAGGCGGCCGAGAGCGACAACUUCAAAUACGAAGUCGUAUGUCGGUUUGUGGAGCUUUACAACGAAGAAUUCUACGAUCUCCUCAGUAGUUCACAACAAAAGCUGUCAAUCCGGAGCGAUUCAAAUGUUGUUCAACUACUUGGUGUAACUGAGCACUCAGUGCAAUCAGGAGUCGACCUAAUGAGGAUAUUGGAAGUCGGGUGGGACGCACGGAGAACAGCAGAAACGGCCAUGAAUCGGGAAUCCUCAAGGUCGCAUGCCAUUUUUAUUAUUGAUGUGAAAACUGAGAAGCUGGUCAAUACCAUUGUAAUUAAGAAGUGUGCCACGUUGAAUUUAGUUGACCUGGCAGGUUCAGAGAGGCAAUCGCAUGCAAAAACUGUUGGAGAACGAUUCAAAGAGGCUAUAAAUAUCAAUUUGUCGCUUAGUGUGUUGGGUCGCGUAAUCAGAACGCUGUCCACAGUACAUAGACGUGACGAGUUCGUGCCAUAUCGCGAUUCUAAGCUGACUCACAUUUUGCGAGAUUCCCUCGGAGGAAAUAGCAGGACAGCAGUGAUUGUUAAUCUUCAUCCCGACAUUGAAGCAGAAGAGUUGGUACUGAAUGCAAGACUCCAGCUCAACUAAAAAAGGAAAGGCGAAUGACAAUGUUUACACCACCAAGAAAUCAGCCCAACAGAAAAUCUCGAGCUUUCAAGCCUGUUCUUUUCGAUGACAGUGAUGAAGACGAAAUGCCGGAGCAGCUGAAUAUCGAACAAGACCCAGACAUGGUUGAGGAACGAGAGUUACUUCGCUUGGAAAUGGAGAACAAUAGACUGACACAGCUCGUUAGUGAUAAAGAAGCCAAGAUCAAUGAGAUCUAUGACGCUCAAAAGAUCCAAGCACAGCAGUGGAUAGAGGAGCGGAUGCAAUUGCUUGAAAGUGAAUCGUCGUUAAAGUCCGAAGUCGAGCGCCUUGAGUUCGAAAAAUCGCAGAUGGCUGAAAAUCUGGAACAAGCUCAUCAGCGAAUCGAUUUGCUGAGCACAAAAAUUUCUACCUUCAAUGAUGAAAGGUGCUGUCUGCAGCAAGAAAUCGACAAAAUGCGAGCAGAAAAAUUCGAUCUCGAAGACCUGUUGCAAGGAGUUCAAAACGAACAGGAGCACCUUUUAACUGAACUAAGGAGCAUAAGAGAUGCGGAGUUGUCGAAAGCUGAUUUGGAAGCACGCCUUUCCGAGGAGCAGGUCAGGCACAAUUCACUCAAGGAACUGCUUGAAGUGAAGACAAAAGAGGCAAAUGAAGCAACUGCGCUCCUUCAACAAACUGGGCAAGAAUAUAGAGCGGUAGAACUUGAGAACGAUGAGUUAAAGAGAACAUUGGAACUGGAAAGGGAAAGAAAUUCGAAACGUGAACACGAUCUCAUCGAGGAAUUCAGCGAAGUGA